UGGAGAACUGGGCCCGCAGCAUCGAGCUGGACAUGAGGACCAUCGCCACCGCCCUCGAGCCAUGUGGCUGUGUGUGACCCUGCUGGCCGUGGCCUGGGCCGUGGCCUGGCUGCUGCGGGACCGCCGGACGUUGCCCACCGUGACGGACAAACACGUUUUCAUCACGGGCUGCGACAGCGGCUUCGGCAACCUGCUGGCCCGGCGGCUGGCCCGGCGUGGCUACCGCGUGCUGGCCGCCUGCCUGACCCCGCAGGGAGCCCAGAGCCUGGGGGACAGCGCCGGGGGACACCUGCGGACCACCCUGCUGGACGUCACCCGCUCCGACAGCAUCCAGAGGGCCGUGGAGUGGGUGAAGGAGGAGGUGGGGGAGAAAGGCCUGUUCGGGCUGGUGAACAACGCGGGCAUCGCCAGCCCCAUGGGCCCCACGGAGUGGAUGGACAUGGAGGAUUUCCGGCGGGUCAUGGCCGUCAACGCCUUCGGGGCCAUCGAGGUCACCCUGCGGCUGCUGCCGCUGCUCAAGCGCGCGCGGGGCCGCGUGGUCAACACCUCCAGCGUCCUGGGCCGCGUCUCGGCCAACGGCGGCGGCUACUGCGUGUCCAAGUUCUGCAUCGAGGCCUUCUCGGACAGCCUCAGGCGGGACAUGCGGCACUUUGGGGUCAAGGUGAGCGUGGUGGAGCCGGGAUUUUUCCGGACCAACGCGACGGAGCUGGGCCCGCUGGAGGAGGCGCUGCGGCAGCGCUGGGAGCGCCUGGAGCCCGGCACGCGCAGCAGCUACGGAGAGCACUUCCUGCCCCAGUACCUGAAGGUGCAGCGGCUGCUGCUGUCCCUGCUGUGUGACAAGGACCUGGCCAAGGUCACCUGGUGCAUGGAGCACGCGCUGCGGGCGCAGCACCCGCGCAGCCGCUACAGCGCCGGCUGGGACGCCAAACUGCUCUGGCUGCCGGCCUCCUACCUGCCCUCGGCCCUGGUGGACCUGGCCCUGGCCCUGCUCCUGCCCAAACCGGCCCAGAGCGUGCCCUGAGAGACCCCAGACCCAAAUUGAGCCCCCCAAAUGAACCCCAAAAUGAACCCCCCUGGAUGGGUGAGGAACGACCCCAAACUCCUUCUUGAUCUUGCUCAGGGGGUUUGGGGACAUUGGGGUGACACACAGAGCCACCAGGACCUGGCCCUGGCCUUGAUUCUGCCUCAAUUGACUCACAGUGUCCACUGAGAGACCCCAGACCCAAAUUGAGCCCCCCAAAUGAAUCCCCCAAAAUAAAUAAACCCCCCUGGGUGGGCAAAGACCCCAGCAGGGUCUCACCUGUGCUUGCUCUGACUGGGGGGGUUUGGGGACAUUGGGGUGACACACAGAGCCACCAGGACCUGGCCCUGGCCCUCAUCCUACCCAAACCAGCCCACAGUGACCACUAAGAGACCCCAGACCCAAAUUGAGCCCCCCAAAUGAACCCC
Molecule: messenger RNA, 1449 nt
Organism: Pseudopodoces humilis (Tibetan ground-tit)
Lineage: Eukaryota; Metazoa; Chordata; Aves; Passeriformes; Paridae
Source: RefSeq, a predicted model, not a curated record